This is a messenger RNA of Camponotus floridanus (Florida carpenter ant), 10942 nucleotides long. RefSeq names its product sodium channel protein 60E (gene NaCP60E). NCBI's taxonomy places the organism in Eukaryota, Metazoa, Arthropoda, Insecta, Hymenoptera, Formicidae. Bases 2066 to 9532 code for a protein of 2488 amino acids. The transcript has 21 exons. Gene Ontology annotation, molecular function: voltage-gated sodium channel activity. Gene Ontology annotation, cellular component: plasma membrane; voltage-gated sodium channel complex. The record is from RefSeq and is a predicted model, not a curated record. Gene Ontology annotation, biological process: sodium ion transmembrane transport; neuronal action potential; membrane depolarization during action potential.
CGGUGCCGACAGUGCCGCCACAGCUCUCGUAAGAGACGCCCGUGAUUUUGCACCCCCGCUCGAACAGAAUUUACCGAACUAUACGACGAGGGUGCACCACGGUUCUCUCUCUCUCUCUCUUUCUUUCUCUCUUUCUCUUUCCUCCUGUCUCUCUCUUUUUCUCUCUCUCUGUCUAUCCCUCUGUCUCUCUCUCUCUCUCUCUUUCUCUACAUCUCGCAUCAUCCUCGCCUCUUCUGUUUCUCGCGCUCCCGUUUCAACGUCUUCUCUCCUUCUCGCUUUCGACUUUUCUCUCCUCCGCUCGGCCGUGCCAUUCGCCUCGCAACGACCGCUGUACCUCGCCGGAUGAUACGGUGAUAAAUGACGAGUGAGUGCUGACCGGGGAUACGAGUCUCGGUCGUCUCGAUACCUCGUGGUGAUGUGGGUGCUAGUGAUGAUGAUAGUGGCGCGUUGAUACGAGGCGACCACGCUGUUCGCGAUUGUGUACAGGCGGACGCGCCUUUCCCGCCGGUGUGUAUUUCGACAAAUAACGCGGCUAAUCGGCGUCCCGGCCGUAUCAUUUGUCUCCAGGAUCUUCUACAUGUCAUUCACGUGAUUUCCGGAGCGGAGCGCGAGCUAUAAACGCUGAGAGGGUCAGGGUGAUCGACCGGGAAACGGCGACGCUUCGUGACACCGUCGUUGCAUUUCCGAGACGUGUAUUUAUCCAUAAAAAGUUUAUCCUCGCGAAACAACAAAGGCUCGGCGAAGGAAAAACAGACGUACCUUUUUUCCGCGUUUGAAAUUAUUGAUCGAGUCAUCGAUCGAGUAUCCACCGCGAGUCUCCCUCGGGGGAUUUGCAUUAGCUUUCAAACGCGUCAUCAGCGAUUCACACCGUCGUUUCACGCGUCUCAGGGACGCAGUUGAUGAUCGAUGACGGCGAGUCCCGAGGAAUCACGUGGUCGAUUUUCAAUCGCGGUGUCGUACCCGGGUAUUUAUCAUGAAAUUCAUCCCGUGGAUCGUCGUCGGCAAAACGAGUCGGGAUUUCGGGGCUAUUAACGCGAUCGGUCGAUGCUUAUAGCAGGCAGUACUCUGACACUCGGUUGCUCGUUGACAUUCAGAAUGAGCUAUAUGCAGCGCACAGCCACGAACUCCUUGACCUCUUAAAGUCACGACACGACACGAAGAGUAUACUUCGCGAGUAUGUGUAAACCUCUUUCGACAAUACGGUGAAUCUAAGCUCGAGCGAGGACGGCGAUAUAAGUCGAGGAGGUUUGCGAUCGAAGGCUUUUCGAGAUUUCAAGAGGCCCGUCCGAGACACGGGGAAAACACGUCCUGGCCUUUAUCACGGCUCGCUCUGUUUCGUGAAUCCGCAAUACGGCGUAACCACCGUCGUAAUUCGUCAUACGCAACAAUUCCCGACAAGUGAAAUCGGCGCGAACUUUGCAAGCGCGAAAACGGAUUGCGAAAAGUUUCUGUCAUCAUCCAUCACGCGACCGCUUAUCAACAUUCUUCUGCUAUUGAGAUCGUCGAUAGCAAAAUUUAUCGGAUAUUAUCUGCUUGUCUGCAAUCAACUUCCAGUAAGUCACUUGAAAAUAUCACGGUAUAAUUUUGCAGCAUAGUGUAUCAACAUUGUUAACCGCGUCUACGAGACAUUCUUUUUUGUACUGUAAACUUUUGAUCGCGAAAUUCGAAAUGUUUCAAAAACAAAGAGAUACGAUUUCUGUACUUAAAUAAAUUUUUUCAAAUGCAGAUCUCACGAGUGUUUUAAUUGACGAAAAUGUCAAAUGUGUGCGACGUAGAAUAAAAUUUAAAAUAUUGCGAUAGAAAUUGAGCCUGACGUUUCAAAAUAUAUUCGAUGCAAUCGUAAUGAUUGUACCUUUGAAAUCGAUAAAUCGAGACGAGAGAAAUCGAGAAGAGAGAAAUCACGACAAGUCAAGAGAAACUGCUCGAUCUCGCAUCGUAAUUCCUUUACGUCUCAAAAUCCUGCUGACUAAUUGAUCGAUUAGCGGAGAAUCAGGACAGUUUAGCGAUAGCAUGAGGUCGACGAAAGUUGUACAGGAUCGAAAGGGAUGAUCGAGCAUAGGUCCCAAUGACAUCUCGGCGGGGCGGGAGCGAGGGGUAUAAAAGUCCUCCCAGCCCUCCGAGCAGCGGUUCGGAGGACAAUGGUUUCACGAACCGACCCCGAGUCGCCGGGCUCUACGUAAAAAAUCUCAGCAGAGAAGAAUUGGAUGAAUUGGCGAAGGAGGGUAUCUACGGGCCAACGGGAAAUCCGAACGAUCGACCUAGAGACAGCGGUAGUCAGAGAAGUCUUAAUCUCCCAGGCAGCAGCAGGGACUUUGACGGUCAAGAUUAUCUCAGAGGAGGAAUCUCCAGGACACCUCAGCCAUUCAGGAGAUCUGGCGUUGGAGUCAGAUAUCGGGAAUUCAGUGAGAACUUAGUACGAAGAGAUCAUCAUGGUUCGCUUCCGGUGGAAAGAAGUUGGCCGAGGCGACUGGAAGAUCGUCCGGGGCAGGCCUCGCCAUCCGCUCGAGGAUCCUCCGAGUUUCCUAUCGGUUGGCGAGAGCCAUUCGUACGGCCCGGCGUAUCACCCAGAGGAAGUUCCAUUGACGUGCAAAUCACUGACGAGAAGUCCAAGUCACUUCGUCGUUUCGGAGAAGGCUCGAGGUACUCCGAAGGACCCUCGCCCCGUGUUCUCUCCUCGAGGGAAGCCGGCAGAGACCAACGGUCGUCGAGAUCGGUCGAGCGAUUGCCACCAUCGUACGCGGGUCUAAGUCCAUCUGAAUAUACGGAAUACCAGGAAUCGCCAGUGGCCAAGAUUCGCCCUAAGACUACGACGAGGGCCUAUCGACACAGCGACAAGGAGGAAGAUGAGCCGUACAAGCAUCCAAGUUCACAAUUGGUGGAAGAGAACCAGGGGAACGUCGUUAUUUUCAAGACGAUGAAUAUCGGCAAGGGAGCGGCAAAGGAGGAGGAAAUUCCGAGUCCAUCGCGAACAUCUCCGGUGACGGAAAAGCCGAUUUCUCCAGAGUCGAAAACAAGCGAGUCCCCGCCAAUUAAGAGAGUCGGCUCUAGAGUGCAAGACAGCACGAGGCUGCGACCGCCGUUGGCCGGAACUGCCGGGACCUCCGCCGAUUCCGGCACCGGAGAUUCCGGAAGCGCGGAGAUACAGGCGGAUGUCGUGACUCCUCAAGCUACAUCGGGCGAUGUUCUCGAUCCUAGCGUGUCUAAGAUCGAAGAUAAAUCGCCUGGCGCGAGGACACCCGGCACUAAAGGCGGCAAGCAAACAGUAAAGCCAUUCACGAAGGAGAGCCUCGACAGAUUGGAAAACAAGACUGUGCAAUUAGUGCGCGAAUAUGGCUUUCAACCCAAGAGAAAAAUGUCAGUGGAGGAUGGUGCCGUGCUGCCAAAUAAAUUUGAACCAUUUCCGAGCGAGCUCUACGGCAGGCCAUUGGAAGAAAUUGACAAUUUCAUCUACGACGAGACAUUUUGCGUGGUGUCCAAGAGGUUUCGCAAGAACUAUAUCCAUAGGUUUACAGCGACCAAUAGUUGGUUCAUCUUCUCUCCGUGGAAUUGUGUGCGAAAGUUCUGUAUCUUCCUAAGUACGAAUCAGUACUUUGAUUACGUGGUCAUGACUACUAUACUUCUUAACUGCGUCUUCCUGGCCAUGACCGAAACUAUCGAGGAAGCAGAAUAUAUCUUCCUAGCCAUAUACACGGUGGAAAUGGUGGUAAAAUCAAUAGCGAAGGGAUUUAUACUGAACAAGUACACUUAUCUGCGGAAUCCAUGGAAUUGGUUGGACUUCGUGGUGAUUACCAGCGGAUACGCGACUAUUGGGAUGGAAGUCGGGAAUCUGGCCGGUCUCAGGACGUUCAGGGUGUUGAGAGCACUUAAGACUGUAUCCAUUAUGCCAGGUCUAAAGACUAUCAUCAACGCACUGUUACACAGUUUUAAACAACUUGCCGAAGUAAUGACACUGACGAUUUUCUGCCUGAUGGUUUUUGCACUCUUCGCCUUGCAGGUUUAUAUGGGGGAACUUAGAAAUAAAUGCGUGAGGCAGCAAGAACCAAACACCACGCAAAUCGAUUGGGUUGAGUGGACUUGGAACUCAUCCAAUUGGGCGUUCAAUGAGGACGAGGAGCCAAUCAUCUGUGGCAAUGUAACUGGCGCCAGGCACUGUAACGAAAGCUACACUUGUCUCUGCGUUGGCCCUAAUCCAAAUCACGGUUACACCAACUUCGAUAAUUUCCUCUGGUCAAUGCUCACCACCUUCCAACUGAUUACUUUGGAUUACUGGGAGGAUGUCUACAACAAGGUGUUGUCGGCGUGCGGACCUAUUAGCGUCUCGUUCUUCACGGUGGUUGUAUUCUUUGGAUCAUUUUAUCUGCUAAACUUAAUGCUGGCCGUCGUGGCGUUGAGUUAUGAAGAGGAAGCCGAGAUUACAAACGAGGAACGAAGGAAAGACUUGACGGAUCAUCGUGAGGAUUCAACAUUUAGUUUCGACCCGUCAAAGAUCAACAUUAAGACCUUAACGAAAGAUAAACAGAAGAGGAUAGACGCCCGUAAAGGCGUAUUGCUCAGCAGUUACACGAGAAAGAAGACGCGUAGAAGAAAACGUGGAAGGAGUAGCGCCGGUCAGGAGAAAAACGGUGGUGCUCGCAGCAGGUCUGUGACACCCAGCCCGAGUCCGAGUCCUAGGCACUCCAAUGUACGACCCUCCCACUUGCCGCUCCAGAAUGUCAGUCCUAGACCACCGGAGCUCAAUACGGUGCACCGGCUGGCGCCGAACCGGGGCAUGCUGCACUCCAGACAGGCCAGCAAUAAUAGUAACCAGCAAUCGUCGCUAGACGACUCGGGGGUGGUGGAUGACCACGAUGGCGACGAUGUCACAUCGGCCGAGGAGCAGCACGACAAACGUGAAUCGCGGGAGCAUCGCGCCGAGAGAUCGCAGGAGAAGUCUCCGAGGGAGCAUGGCAGGACUCAACAGGCCCAAUCUCAACCACAUCCGGAGUGCUCACCAGCGCCGGUCACCGUAUCGGUGAGGACUGGUAACCGGGAGAUUCGGGUGCUCAAAUGCAACGGAGUCAAAACCAAGAAACAUAUGUACGCGCUGCCGCCAGAGUACCUGUCGCACAUUGUAGUUUUAGAUGAUCUUCCAGAUAGAAAUUGCGAUAAAUGUAUUCAAUGCUGCGUAGAUUAUGAAGGAUGGCUACGAUUUCAAAACUGCCUAUAUAAGGUGGUGAGAGAUCCCUUGUUCGAGCUAAUGAUCACCCUCUGCAUCGUUUUAAACACUGGUUUCCUGGCAAUGGAGCAUCAUGGUAUGAGCGAGUCGAUACGGCAAGCGCUUAACAUCGGCAACAAAGUGUUCACCAGCAUUUUCACAUUCGAAUGCUUCUUGAAACUCUUGGCGCUAAGCAAGGACUUUUUCAACAACGGCUGGAAUAACUUCGAUUUGAUCAUCGUUUCCGCAUCGCUUAUCGAUUUAACAUUCGAGCUGGUAGACGGUUUAUCAGUGAUACGUGGUCUCAGGCUACUUCGCGUUCUGAAGCUUGCGCAGUCUUGGACGACUAUGAAGGUUCUCCUCAGUAUCAUUAUUUCAACAAUCGGCGCGCUCGGUAAUCUAACCUUCGUGCUGGUGAUUGUAAUUUACAUAUUUGCUGUGAUCGGCAUGCAGUUGUUUAGUAAGGAUUAUACACCAGACAAGUUCUACCCGGAUCCAGUGCCACGUUGGAACUUCAACGAUUUCUUCCAUUCGUUCAUGAUGAUAUUCCGUAUUCUAUGCGGCGAAUGGAUCGAGCCGCUAUGGGAUUGUAUGCGCGCAGAGAGAGAGGAAGGAGCAAGCACAUGCUUCGCCAUUUUUCUACCGGCUUUAGUGAUGGGCAAUUUCAUGGUCCUCAACCUCUUCUUGGCGUUGUUGCUCAACAGUUUUAAUUCCGAGGAGCUAAAGCAGAAAAAGGAGGAGGUCGGCGAAGAAUCGAAGCUCGCGCGAUCGUUUGAUCGUAUACGGUCAAUCGUACGCAAGCAGAAACAUCGCAAGGAGAAUUCCGAGAACGAAAAGAACAUUCGGCUGGAGCAGAUUGUCCGCGAAGUGAUGGACAAGUCGGAUAAGGAGAAAUACGCGAUCCAAGAGACCGUGCUGAGCCUUCCCAAAGACAAUAUUUACAAUAGGUCGUAUCAGGAGAGUCUUAAUCAACCGAUCUUCACGUACGAUCCGAUUUAUCGUCAGGCCACUCUCACUACCUACAGCCAGAGCAGCCAAGAGAUAGUUAAGGAGAAUAAGAAGUUGACCGAGAAGGGCAACAAUAACGAGACCAAUCCUGAGGAAAGUAUAGAGUUAGAAGUGCUCAAAGACACUAACAAGACAGAUGAAGAGGUGGCCAUGCUGCCAGAACAGAAACCUCCUGCGCGGAAAGAUGGCAUAGAGAAACGUCCAUGGCACGCUCUCGUAAGUUACGUAGACGAACUCACAGUCGGAGGUAGAAGAGACAGUAAAGGAAGAUACAUCGACGGGAUGGGCUCGUUUCCGGGAUUCGGCAGGAAUAGGGAACACAAGGAGCCGCUCGAUUGCUUUCCCCAGCACUUUUAUCAAAAGUGUAGCUGUAUUAAUCGUUGCCUCGCCACGGAUAUCGGCAAAAAGUGGAUAAGAGUUCGUACAGCCGUCCUGUCGGUGGUGGACACACCGUCGUUCGAAUGGAUGAUAUUAAUUCUAAUUUUCGCAUCUUCCAUAACGCUGUGCUUCGAGGAUAUCUACUUGGAUGACAAUCCUUCUUUAAAAUAUAUUCUCUACUGGACCAAUCUUGUCUUCUGCGUAAUUUUCAGCGUCGAGAUGCUCUUGAAAUGGCUAGCCCUAGGCUUCUGUAAAUACUUCACCAGUUUCUGGACAAUCUUGGAUUUUAUAAUUGUUUUCGUAUCCGUGUUUAGUCUUUUGAUAGAGGAAAAUGAGAAUCUCAAAGUAUUACGAUCUCUGAGAACACUACGCGCCCUGAGACCGCUGCGGGCGAUUUCGAGAUGGCAAGGCAUGAGGAUCGUAGUGAACGCGUUGAUGUAUGCAAUACCCAGUAUAUUCAACGUGCUCCUCGUCUGUCUCGUGUUCUGGCUUAUAUUCUCGAUAAUGGGCGUUCAAUUUUUUGGUGGCAAGUUUUUCAAAUGCGUCGAUGAGUAUGGGGAAAUGCUGAACAUCUCGAUAGUGAAUACCAAAGAGGAGUGUUUCAACAAAAACUAUUCUUGGGAAAACAGCAAGAUCACUUUCGAUCAUGUUGGCAUCGCUUACCUGGCUUUGUUUCAAGUAGCGACUUUCGAGGGAUGGAUGGAGGUGAUGGAGGAUGCCGUAGAUGCAAGAGGGGUGGAUUUGCAACCACAGCGAGAGGCGAAUCUAUACGCCUAUCUUUACUUCGUUAUAUUCAUCGUCUGCGGUUCAUUCUUCACGCUUAAUCUUUUUAUUGGAGUGAUCAUAGAUAAUUUUAAUAUGCUGAAGAAAAAGUAUGAAGGUGGGGUGUUAGAAAUGUUUUUGACCGAGAGUCAAAAACACUACUACACUGCCAUGAAAAAGCUCGGCCGUAAAAAGCCGCAAAAAGUUAUAAAACGUCCGAUGAACCAAUUCCUCGCAAUGUUCUACGACCUCUCUAAUUCUCGCAGAUUCGAAAUAGCUAUCUUCGUUUUGAUAUUUCUCAACAUGCUGACAAUGGGAAUCGAGCACUAUAAUCAACCGCAUCCCAUUUUCUUCGUCCUCGAAGUAUCGAAUGCGUUUUUUACGACCGUCUUCGGUCUGGAGGCGAUCGUCAAGAUAGUAGGUCUGCGUUACCAUUAUUUCACGGUACCGUGGAAUCUCUUCGACUUCUUACUGGUGUUGGCGUCUAUCCUGGGUAUACUGAUGGAGGACAUUAUGAUAGACUUCCCUGUGUCCCCGACGCUCUUGCGAGUCGUGAGGGUGUUCAGAAUCGGCAGAAUCUUGAGGCUCAUCAAGGCCGCGAAAGGUAUCCGCAAGCUGCUCUUCGCCCUUGUCGUCAGUCUUCCAGCGCUCUUCAACAUUGGGGCUCUGCUGGCCUUAAUCACGUUCAUCUACGCCAUCAUCGGCAUGUCUGUUUUCGGACAUGUUAGGAAACAGGGCGCAUUGGACGAUAUGGUGAACUUUGAAACCUUUGGUAGAAGUAUGCAGCUACUGUUCCGCUUGAUGACUUCGGCCGGGUGGAAUGACGUAUUAGAAUCGCUGAUGGUGCAACCACCCGAAUGCGAUCCCACCUCAAACAGUCGACAAAUGAACGGAGAUUGUGGAUACCCUUUGCUAGCGAUUACGUACUUCACAUCAUUUAUUAUCAUUAGCUAUAUGAUAGUCAUUAAUAUGUAUAUUGCCAUCAUCUUAGAGAAUUUCAAUCAAGCUCAUCAAGAGGAGGAGAUUGGUAUCGUUGAGGAUGACUUAGAGAUGUUUUAUAUCCGAUGGUCGAAGUACGAUCCACAUGCAACUCAAUUUAUCAGCUUCUCGCAAUUGAGUGAUUUUAUAGCAAGCCUAGACCCACCGCUGGGGAUAUCAAAGCCUAACGUCGUGGCGUUGGUCAGCUUUAAUCUUCCCAUCGCAAAAGGUCACAAGAUUCAUUGUCUGGACAUCCUGCACGCACUCGUCAAGCACGUUCUCGGGCACGUCGAGGAGUCGGAUGAUUUUAGAAAGCUACAAGAACAAAUGGAUGUUAAGUUCAAAAAGCAGUUUCCAACAAGGAAAGAAUUAGAGAUAGUGUCUUCCACGAGAAUCUGGAAGCGACAAGACAAAGCUGCCAGAUUGAUUCAACGUUGCAUAAGGGAGUACAUUGCACUGAAAAAGGAGCGCGAGAGGAUUGCCCAAGAGGUAGAUUCGCAGACGCAAACGUCAAGCCCAGGUGGAACGGAUGGUGGUAGGGGCGGAAGUGGAUGGAGCGGCAAGCUGUCAGCUCUGCUGCACGUGCACCGGGGUAGCCGGGCUAGUAGUCGCAAGUCCUCCAGGGCCAGCGACGCCAGCGAUCUCAGCGAACUUGGCUCCGCUUCGGCGUGGCUGUUCCCUAAUCUUCCUCUGCUGUUGCUCUCCGGCGCCACCGGAACCCACGAGGACCUGCAACCUCCGGCACUAACCGUGUCCCGUCCCUCACCGACCACUGAGCAACCUUCCGCCGCUUCCAGUUCCGGCUCGGACUCUCACGUCACUGUCAGAUCGUUGGGUCCCACGCUGGGCCGACAGGAUGCAGUGGAGAAAUAUCCGGAGGAGGAUGUAACUAGCCCGCCGAUCUCGAAGCGCGGUUCAACCCUGAGGCCUAGCGGCACCGCUCUCUCGCUCAACGCGCUGCAGCGAGAUAUCAAAGAAGCAUUUAAUCGACGUUGCGGCAGUCUGAGACGACGGGCGCCACAGCCAGAGCCAGUACGGCUGCCGAUCGAGGGUAGCGAUAGAGUAAGUAUCCUAGUGACAGAACCGAGUCCGGAAAAUACGGCGCCUCCUACGAGACCACCGCUGCUGCGACAACAAUCAGAGGCGACGGUGGUACAUGUGCUGGUGCACAGGGAGAGCGAGGAGUAUCAGGAUACACCGGACGACAGCUGAUCCUAGUCGACAGUAAGCGAUCACGACGGAUAGCGACGAACAGCAGCGAUGCGAUACAGUGAUAAUAUAUACGUAGACGUAUAUGUAUAUACAUAUGUAAACUUUUCACACACAGCGCGCAGUUCUAACUAGGUAGGGCGAUGAUUCGCGUGGCUUUCUUUGGGAGGUAAAUCCUCUCGAGAUGAAGUUGCGUAUAUCAUGUAUGCAUGUGUUAUGUAUGCGUGUGUCGUCGAAUGAGACUGUAGUAGCGAUGGUUCUCGGCCGAAGAAACUAAUGGCGAUAGUAAUACUUCUUUUUUGAAUUGUAUAAAUUGUAUAAAAAUUUUUUCGAAUAUCCAUUCUUACAAAAGCACAUUUUCUAUCGAAUCUGUGAUGUCUUCAACUUUAGAAAUAUUAUUAAAAUUGACCGAUUGCGCUUGUAUUACUAUAAAAAUGCUUCCUAAUACGACGGUCGUUAUAAAUCAAUAUGAUUAUUAGAAUUGUAGUAAACGACAAGGAGUGCUAAUCUUGUAAUGAUCUAGCGCAAUCUUGUUAUAUCUAACACUUAUAAUGAGCUGGCAUGACAUUUUAUUUUUAAUCAAGGUAAAUUUUUUGAUUUACGAUGCUUUUAUUAGCUCAAGAAUUAUGCCUUGUAAAGUAGUAUAACUACAAGAAAAUUUAGUGCACAAUUUUUCAAACAUCUGCCUAAUCAAGAAAUUUAAUUCUUUCGAGAUAAUAAACAUUUGCUCCAUUAUAAAGAAAGAUAGGUUGAGAGCCAUUGCACCAGAAGACGAAGAAAGGGACAAGGAUGAAAUUGAAGAGAAAUUUUCGACAAUUUUUCCAUUAAAAUCACAAGUGGAAUGCGUCAUUCGGGGAACUUGGAUAUCAUUACUGUUGACGUCAAUUUUAUUUUUUGACGAAACUACGUACAAUAUACUGGGUUCCCCAUAAUGACGAACGCGAAUUAAUUAAAGAAUUGCCAGCGUAGCGGAAAUACCAGAUGUAGCCGUUUUCGAAAAACGAGAGUACAGUUUGUUACAAGAAUGCAUCAGUUCUGGAAGUGGAUCAAAAUUUGAUAAGAUUCAAACUUGAAAAUUAAAAAAUAAAAUAAAUGCGAGUUUAGAUAGAAUUUGCAAUGAUUUCGAUGAUUGCUUCGAUCAAUGAGAAUUAUUAUUAUGAAAAUAUUAUUAUAUCAACAGAAAAUUAAUCCGCAGUAGUAGAUAUCAGUGUACAUAGUAUAAAUAACGAAUACUUUAUUAAUUUUUGCUACGUAAAAAGAUCCACAUGAUGCGAUUGACGAAUCAUUACUAAUACUAAUAUUAUCGUAAAUUCUAAGAGCAAUUCUAACGCUUUCCAAGAACGUUUUGAAGUAUAAAUGUUCAUAAAUUUUAAUCGCGCACACUUUGUGUGUGUGUGUGUGUGUGUGUGUGUG